GUAAGUGAAUCAUGUGUGGCUCAUUUAAUUUUAAAGGAGGCCUCUGAGAAGAGCUUAGAACAAUUUUUUCCUCUGAGUGCCAUUUCCCAAAGGUACUCACAGAACAAUAAGGUGUGACCAUAAUGGCCGCACUGAGUUGUCUUUUGGACAGUGUUAGGAGGGACAUAAAGAAGGUGGACAGAGAAUUAAGACAAUUGAGAUGUAUCGACGAAAUCAGCUCCCGCUGCCUGUGUGACUUAUACAUGCACCCGUACUGCUGCUGCGACCUGCAUCCCUAUCCCUACUGCCUCUGCUACUCCAAGCGAUCCCGCUCCUGUGGCCUGUGUGACCUCUACUACCCGUGCUGCCUGUGUGACUACAAGCUGUACUGCCUUCGCCCAUCGCUCCGCAGUUUAGAGAGACUCAGAAGGACGACAAAUAGAAUUCUGGCCUCCUCUUGCUGCAGCAGUAACAUAUUGGGAUCGGUGAAUGUGUGCGGCUUUGAACCUGAUCAAGUCAAAGUGCGCGUGAAAGAUGGGAAGGUCUGCGUGUCGGCCGAGAGGGAAAACAGGUACGACUGCCUCGGAUCCAAAAAGUACAGUUACAUGAACAUCUGCAAAGAGUUCAGUCUGCCGCCAUGUGUGGAUGAGAAGGACGUGACGUACUCCUACGGGCUCGGCAGCUGCGUCAAGAUCGAGUCUCCAUGUUACCCUUGCACGUCUCCCUGUAAUCCCUGCAACCCAUGUAGCCCCUGCAGCCCCUGUGGCCCCUGCGGCCCUUGCGGCCCCUGUGGCCCCUGUGGUCCCUGCGGCCCCUGCGACCCUUGCAACCCCUGCUAUCCCUGUGGAAGCCGAUUCUCCUGUAGGAAGAUGAUCUUGUAAGGUGUAUGUAAGAACUUGUCUUAGCAGAAGUCAGUA
Molecule: messenger RNA, 896 nt
Organism: Mus caroli (Ryukyu mouse)
Lineage: Eukaryota; Metazoa; Chordata; Mammalia; Rodentia; Muridae
Source: RefSeq, a predicted model, not a curated record